ACUGUUAUAUGCUUCAUAAUGGCCCAACUAUUGUAACAGAAAUGCCGUUUUCAGAUGACUUGUGACCAUCAACUCAUGGUUACCAGUGUGGAUGCGAAAUGGCCUGGCUCGGUCCAUGACUCCCGUAUUUUUCGGGAGUCAAGUCUUUGCCGACAGUUUCAGGAAGGCCGUUAUGAUGGAAUUCUUGUUGGGGACAGAGGGUAUGCCUGCAUGCCGUUCUUAAUGACACCAUACGGCGACCCACAGAGUGAAUCGGAGGCACAGUUCAACAGGGCCUUAACCACAUGCCGGGUGAGGAUCGAGAUGACCUUUGGAAUCAUCAAGGCCCGCUGGAACUGCCUCCGUGGUUUGAGGGUCAAGCCGGAGAGAGGAAGCCAAAUCAUCACGGCAUGUGUGGUGCUCCACAAUAUUGCAACAAUUCGCAAAGAGAGAGCCCCACAUGUGCCAUUGGUGGCAGAUGAUGUGGUGGACCCCAUCACGGUGGAUCAUCCCACAGGAACGGCGGUCAGACGGGCCAUCACUAACCAGUUCUUUGGUUAGUUUUUUUGUUUCGUUUUGUUACCCUCUUGGAAGGAUGCGUUUGUUUUUUAGUUUUUUUUAGGGCUGGGCAAGUCAACGCGUUAAUUACGCGAUUUAUUUAACGGAAUUAUUCCAAAUGGACGCACGUUCUCUUUUGGAGCCUUUUUUUCCCCAUUUAGAUUUUACAAGGUCUUGCCCACAGAAUGUCAACAUAUCAGAAAUGAUUUUCGUUUAGUUUCACUUACUAUACAUUCAAUUACACUUGCAGGGUCCUGCCUGUUUACAAUUCCCUAAUCUGUGGUGUUCCGUAAAUGUCAUAUUCAACCCAUACACUGGGUGAAACUCUCUAGAUCACUUGGUCUAUUUUUUGCUUAUUAAGUAGGCUACAUUUGGUAUGAAUGUUAAUGUGUCAUUCCAUUUGAUAAUCUCAUAACUUCAUUUUGACUUUUGUUCAAUAAUAAAUCUUUAUUAAGGACUCAGAUGGUCCACUCACAUCCAACAUACACACACACACACACAUAUGACACAUUAAAAUACAUACUCAAAAGAAAAUACUGUACUAAAAUAGGUGCAAGCUAUCAUGCCAAUGCUUUCGAAGCCUGGAUGUGAACCGAUAGCCCAUCAUAGGGUUGGUUAAGGCUAUAAUGAUGCUAUUUUCUGAUGAAUCCAUUCGACACAUGAAAUUAAACAUCAACUUUCGUAACAGUGCCUGACAUGUCGGUACAUUAGAGGACACAAAUAGCUGGCUAGCACUGUGCCACCUAGGAACACGGAGCAACAACCUCAUGGCAUCAUUAUAUGCCACUCUAAGCCUCUGCAUACUUCUCACUCUGUAAGAGGACCAGAGAUGAGCUGUAUACAGCGGCGUGACAUAAGCCCUAAACAAAGCACACUUAACAUCAGUGGAACACAUGGAAAAUUUCCUCAACAUCACGUUGGCCUGUGCAUAUAUUUUACACCUUUGACGACGAAUGUCACCGUCAUCCAUGAGAUCAUCUGAGAAGAUAUGUCCUAGAUAUUUUAAUUCCCUGCAUAUUUCUAAGGGGCCAUCUGCGAGGUGGAAAGCAGGAAAAGAGGAUUUUUUGUCCUCUCUAGAUCUCACAACAACAACCUUACUCUUUUUGAAGUUAUAGUUGAUGUCAAAUUCUCUUCCAUAUUGUGUGCAUAUCCUCAACAGCUCUUGUAACCCAGCAGAAUAUGGACAAAGUAAAACCAGGUCAUCAGCAUACAUGAGAUGAUUCACAACUUGAUCUCCCACAAUACAUCCUGUUGUACAUUAAUUUAGCUGUCUUGAAAGGUCAUCAAUAUAUACAUUAAAAAGAAUAGGGGAUAAUAUUCCUCCUUGACGGACCCCAUUCGCCACAUGAAAAGGAUCAGAAACAGUAUUAUCCCAUUUGACCUGGAAUGUU
Messenger RNA from Gadus chalcogrammus (walleye pollock), 1928 nucleotides. Its product is annotated as putative nuclease HARBI1. Lineage: Eukaryota; Metazoa; Chordata; Actinopteri; Gadiformes; Gadidae. The transcript has 2 exons. Bases 55 to 540 code for a protein of 161 amino acids. The record is from RefSeq and is a predicted model, not a curated record.